Coffea arabica (coffee) is the source of this 876-nucleotide messenger RNA. NCBI's taxonomy places the organism in Eukaryota, Viridiplantae, Streptophyta, Magnoliopsida, Gentianales, Rubiaceae. The record is from RefSeq and is a predicted model, not a curated record.
AUGAAUGAGAAAUUGCAGUGGACUUCUACCAUGGAUUUCAACUUCAUCACCACCUAUGUUGAGUGGAAGCAAACGAAGAAAUGGGACAAUCACAAGACAAACGACCAGAAUUAUGAUAUGCUUGCCACAUGUUUGCGGGAACAAUUUGAGAUGCAAGUCAUCGGAGGCCAAUGCCAAUCAAGAAUGUAUAGGUUUAGGAAGAAGUGGAACGUGUUUGCCAAUCUUCGUGGUUUGUCAUCGAAAGCGGAGACUGGGAUUGGCUGGGAUGAAGAGAAUAACUGCUUUACGGCUUCCGACGAGCACUGGGUCCAAAUGGAAGCGGUGAACAAAGAGUACAAAGACUUCAAAUUGGCUAGAAGUUGCUUCCUAUAUGAUCUGUAUACUCCAACAACAUUGGGAAAAACUGCAACAGGCAGCUAUGCACAAUCUGCAAAGCAACCUCAAUACCCUUGGGAGGGAAAGGACGUAUACUACGUACCUCCGGUACCUGGAGCGUCAUCUGGAAAGUGUCCUGCCUCAAGUCUUGGCACUCCCGGAGAUCGUGAAGGAUCUAGAGGUGCUAAAUCAACAAAAUCAUCUAGUGAUAGGGAAAGACUAGAUGAUGCAAUCAGCAAAAUCUCUCGUGUCACCACCGCUUCGCAUGAAUUUAAUCAAAGUCGGUAUGAAGAGGAAGCACAAUACAGUGUACCGGUAGUUCAAAACAUGGUGAAAAAUAUGCAACUUCUAAAAUUGGUUAAGCUGAAAGUGACAAUGUACUAUGCCGAAAGAAGAAAUGCGGGACAAAGAUGUGCAUUCGUAUGCUUUGAUGAUGCCGAGCGCAAUGAUUACAUUGAACUCAUUAUGGAGGAGUUUCGCUAUGGCAAGCCCCCACAGUGA